CACCGUCCCUUGGAUACCCGCGACGCGCACAGCCCAUCCGGACACCGCCGCUCCGGUGGGUCGGUGCGUGGGCUAUUCCGCAUCCACUAUGAGGAUAUUAACGAUGAAUACAGUAUUAGUGGUUGUGGAGGCAAUAACGCCGAAUGGAGUCGAGCAUGGUGGACUAAGGGGUCGCCAUGAAUGACAGGUACCACAAGGCGGCCCGGGAUGGCUACCUGGACCUGCUGAAGGAGGCCACUCGCAAGGACCUCAACGCCCCGGAUGAGGAUGGCAUGACCCCGACGCUAUGGGCGGCUUACCACGGCCACCUGGAGGCUCUGCGGCUCAUCGUGGCGAGAGGAGGGAACCCGGACAAGUGCGACAUAUGGGGCAACACGCCGCUCCACCUGGCCGCCGCCAACGGUCACCACAAUUGCCUUUUCUUUUUAGUGUCGUUUGGCGCCAACGUAUGGUGCCUGGACAAUGACUACCACACGCCGCUGGACAUGGCCGCCACCAAGAACCACAUGGACUGCGUCCGCUACCUGGACUCCAUCGCCGCCAAGCAAACGGGCCUCAAUCCCAAGCUGGUCAACAAGCUGAAAGACAGGGCGUUCCGAGACGCCGAACGGCGGAUUAAAGAGUGUGCAAAGAUGCAGAAGAAGCACCACAAGCGCAUGGAGAAGAAGUUCCAAAAGGAGGCGCCCGAAGCGUCCUUGUCGGAUGUGAUGAGCUUUUCCAGUUACAGCAGCGGCUCUGUUAGCCACAAGCUGCACAACCUCAACGCAGCCGCCGUCAGUGUGCCAUAUUCUCAGGCUACCCUUCAUGCCACGAAUCGAGGGAAGACAAAGAUCCAGAAGAAGCUGGAAAAGAAGAAACAAGGAGAUGGGAGCUUUAAGAUCUAUGAGGACGGGAGGAAGAGCGUGCGCUCCCUCUCUGGACUCCAGCUGGGCAACGAUGUCAUGUUCAUCAAACCGGGCACGUAUAUCAACCCCAAGGAAUACGGCCGCCGCAACGUCCGUGACAUGUUCCCCAGAGACGACGACACCAUUUCACGUGCCAUUAGCGAGCCAGACCUUCAUGGGAACUAUGUGGACCACUCAGAGGUCAGCACAGACUCAGGACACGAUUCUCUGUUCAACAGACCUGGUCUGGGCACCAUGGUCUUCAGGAGGAACUACGUGAGCGGGGGGAUGUUUGACCUGAAUGGUCAAGAAGCUGACGAUACAGGCAACACGGUGCGUCUCCGCAGCAGACUGCAUCCUCACCGCAGUCUGGAUGAGGACAGCAUCGGGAGUGCUCGCAGCCUGCAGGAGAGGAACCUCGACGAGCUUCCCUGGGAGGAGGUGGAAUUAGGGCUGGAUGACGACGACGAGGCCCACACCAGCCCAUUGGAGGUCUUCUUGGCCGCACAGAGCAUGAGCGACUUCUUCUCCAUCUUCAGGAGGGAGAAGAUUGACCUGGAAGCGCUGCUGCUGUGCUCCGACCAUGACCUCAAGAGCAUCCACAUCCCUUUAGGACCCAGGAAAAAGAUCUUAGAUGCCUGUCAGAGACGCCUGGAAACCAUCGAGGACCCAGAGUGCAUUGAGGACACUGAACUGUGAGUGCACUUACAACUGUGUGUACAAUGUGGACACCUGCACAAUCUAACAAGGUCCACUACAAACGUGUAUCAUCCUGUCUGGAUCAGUGCAACAGUGUGACACCAUUGCCCAGGUCGUGUUUUGCCUGCAUGUAUAUUUUUGUGUCAUGUGCAUGCAUGCACGUUUUCGAGUACAACUGUAAAACAUUUACUGAAAACGCAUGCAACUGCUACAAAAAAAAAAGAAAUGCAAAUACCUUGUAGCAACAGAGUGACUAAAAUGAAAGUCUGCCGUCUUGGAUCUGCCGGAUUGAGGUCAGGAGAGUCAUAUUUCCAACCCUGACCUGCUUACUUAGCUGCUCUAUGUGUGGACUACAAUUACAUUAUUCAACGGGGGGGGGUCUACAAACAGGCUUUUAAAUGAACAAGUCCGUCUUUAGAACACUCUUCUAGUUGCAGGUCACCCCUUUAGUCAUAACUCAAAGUGACAGCACUUACUCCCAACCAAUCAGCAAAAAAUAUCAUCAUCAUCGUGACAAACUUAAUUAGAUAUCAUUUGGAUGAACUACAUACUGACAAUUUAAAGUCAAACCCUAACACCACCUGCACGCACAAUAGCCUCUUGAACAGAAUUAGUGCACUAACACGGUUACCUUUGAUCCAGCAUUUAUUUCUCUGUGCAUUUCACACAGAAGGGGGCAACUUUUAAGCGCUGUGUGAAGGGGGCUACAGAUAAAGUGUGCAGAGCUUCGGAGGUAGGGUCACACUUCACAAUAAGGUACACAAAAAUACAUUAGUUACUGAGGGACUAAUGCAGAAUUAAUGAAGAACUAAUGAGCAACUAAUGACUAAGGCACAUAAAUUUAGACUAGUUACUGAGGAACUAAUGUGUACAGUAGUUACUGAGGGACUAAUGCAGAAUUAAUGAAGAACUAAUGAGGAACUAAUGACUAAGGCACAUAAAUUUAGACUAGUUACUGAGGAACUAAUGUGUACAGUAGUUACUGAGGGACUAAUGCAGAAUUAAUGAAGAACUAAUGAGGAACUAAUGACUAAGGCACAUAAAUUUAGACUAGUUACUGAGGAACUAAUGAGAAACUAAUGUGAACAGUAGUUACUGGGGGACUAAUGCAGAAUUAAUGAAGAACUAAUGAGCAACUAAUGACUAAGGCACAUAAAUUUAGACUAGCUACUGAGGAACUAAUGUGUACAGUAGUUACUGAGGGACUAAUGCAGAAUUAAUGAAGAACUAAUGAGGAACUAAUGACUAAGGCACAUAAAUUUAGACAAGUUACUGAGGAACUAAUGUGUACAGUAGUUACUGAGGGACUAAUGCAGAAUUAAUGAAGAACUAAUGAGGAACUAAUGACUAAGGCACAUAAAUUUAGACUAGUUACUGAGGAACUAAUGAGAAACUAAUGUGAACAGUAGUUACUGGGGGACUAAUGCAGAAUUAAUGAAGAACUAAUGAGGAACUAAUGACUAAGGCACAUAAAUUUAGACUAGUUACUGAGGAACUAAUGUGUACAGUAGUUACUGAGGGACUAAUGCAGAAUUAAUGAAGCACUAAUGAGGAACUAAUGACUAAGGCACAUAAAUUUAGACUAGUUACUGAGGAACUAAUGUGUACAGUAGUUACUGAGGGACUAAUGCAGAAUUAAUGAAGAACUAAUGAGGAACUAAGGACUAAGGCACAUAAAUUUAGACUAGUUACUGAGGAACUAAUGAGGAACUAAUGUGUACAGUAGUUACUGAGGGACUAAUGCAGAAUUAAUGAAGAACUAAUGACUAAGGCACAUAAAUUUAAAUUAGUUACUGGGGAACUAAUGAAGAACUAAUGUGUACAGUAUUUAUUCAGGAACUAAGGCACAUAAAUUUAGAGUAGUUACUGAGGAACUAAUGAAGAACUAAUGAGUAACUAAUGAGUAGUGGUUAGGGUUAGGGUCAUUCUGUGUACCUUAUUGUAAAGUGUUACCGGAGGUAGUAUCAAAGCCGUAACAGAGGCAGGACGCAGUCUGUGUGUGAGGGAAUUCCACUGACAUUGGUGCACAUUUAUUGCUUUUAUGUUAACAGUGGUUAACUUAUUUUUGCACCUGCGUGACAGUUAUGGACUGGUAAUAAAUAAAUGCUUCAUGAUGGCAACAGUUUGACCCUGGAACAGAUUAUUACUAUAUCUAGGAUUUCCUAUGGCAAAUCUUAUGGUGGGCCUUUGUUCUCUUUGUGUUGUGCAGAUAAUUCAAGUGGAGGUCAGAGCAUCAAUACUUCGUGAAGAGAAAAACAAGACAACUAAAUUAUCAUCCUUAAAGGAAUAUUGGAGGUGACCUAUGCAAAUAUUUAAAGUUGCAUCAUGGUUGAACAAACUUGCUGGGUCAUUGACCACGUUUUUUUUUUUUUUUACCAUGUUUGUCCCAACCAGGCGUCAUGUGCCUGCAUGGCUCGUGCCUGCGCAUUCACUUGACAUGCAUUUUUGCAUGCUCCCCUAUGUUUUUCAUUUCUAUUUGGUGGCCAUGUUUACAUUCAUAGCAGACCUGAUCUGACCCACUCUGGCUCUGAUUUACUAUGGAAACCCUUAUAAUACUUGCAUAUGUGUAGUAGAUGUAUAGUAUGUAGUGCACGUUGAAUCAAUAUUGGUAAAAAUAAUGUCAGCUUUAUCUUUGAACAUUCUCAUCAUGCUCAAGUACAGAUGCCAGUGUUCCUUAUGAUUUGAAUGCUGUAGUAUUUUGAUUAGGAUAUGUCAU
Dunckerocampus dactyliophorus (ringed pipefish) is the source of this 4299-nucleotide messenger RNA. RefSeq names its product Usher syndrome 1Ga (autosomal recessive) (gene ush1ga). Gene Ontology annotation, biological process: sensory perception of sound; sensory perception of light stimulus; equilibrioception. The transcript has 3 exons. Bases 177 to 1583 code for a protein of 468 amino acids. Lineage: Eukaryota; Metazoa; Chordata; Actinopteri; Syngnathiformes; Syngnathidae. Gene Ontology annotation, molecular function: protein binding. The record is from RefSeq and is a predicted model, not a curated record.